Molecule: messenger RNA, 1290 nt
Organism: Adineta steineri
Lineage: Eukaryota; Metazoa; Rotifera; Eurotatoria; Adinetida; Adinetidae
Source: the annotation of a GenBank genome assembly
AUGCCACUUGGUUUCAAAUCCGCAAUAUUGCGCCACACCAAUUCUAUCAAACGUCCGACAUUAAAUGGACUUAAAGAUACAAUUCGUUCUACUCGUUCUAAUAUUACUACCGACGGUGGAUACGAAUCUAACGAAUACAUUCAUGAAACUUUCUUUACGAAAGACAACUACCAGUCAAUUAUUAAAUGCUUGGAUGAAGGUUAUAAAAUCUGUAUGAAUUUGAUCGGAUAUAUGCAAGAUUAUAAUGAUCUUCAACUAGAAUAUGCUCGUUCUCUUACUUCACAUUCAAAUAAAUGGUCAUCUAAAAUAAAACAACAACUAUCUCUAUCAUCUUAUCAUACAACAAAACGUGCUCAACUUAAAACAAGUAAUUUACCCGAUAAAAUUGCUCAACUUAUAACAUCUCGUUGUGAUGCUAUUCAACAAGUUAUUGAUACAUAUCAAGGACAAGUUGAACGAAUGUAUCCAAGUGAACGUUUAGGUACGUCUCACAAACAUUAUCGAACAGAUCACAUCAGAAAAGCAUUUAAAGCAGCUCAAUCAACGUUAUCCAAAUUAUCUGAUCUACUUGAAAAAUUACAUGAACAAGAAAAACAAGCAAAACAAGCUCUUCAUGAAGCUGAUGUUCAAUGUGAAAAUCUUGGUUUAGAUCCUACCGCAAGUAAAAACAAAGUAACACGAGCAAAAGAUACUCAAGAAAAACGGCAAUAUGAAUUAGAAGAUAUUCAAGAAAAAAUAACUCGAACAGAAAAAGAUUAUGAUCGCGAACAAGAAAUUUAUCGUGAGAAAGGAAUUGAAAUCUAUAAAGAAUGUCGAGAUUAUGAAAAAGAACGAUUAGAUCAAAUCCGAGAAACUUUACUUGAAUUUUCUCUAGCUGCUCAUUCAUCGGAAUAUUGUGAUGAACAAAAUACACUUUUUGAUGAUCUUAUUGAACAUAUUGACGCUAAACAAAAUUCGAUAGAAGAUCUUGAUUUUUGGGCACAAACUUAUCACAUCGAUUAUAAACCAAAAUCUAAGUCAUCUGAAACAACUGAUGAUGCUCAACGAAAACCAAAAAAAUCUCAGAAGAAUGAAGCUCAUACUCCAACAGAAGAAAAUACACAACAAAAAACAAUAGUACCGGAUGAUAAUAAAGAAGAAUCAACAGUAAAAACUAAACCAAAAAAGACAAAAACUUCAACAUCUACUGAAAAGAAACGUGAUUCUCCAAGUGAACCAACUACACCAAUUACACCAAAAUCUCAAUCAGAUAUAAUCAAUAACACCAAAAAUGCUACCAAUAAGAAAUAA